AGAAACCCUUUAUCAAGCUUUGCCGCUUUUCAAUGGCUUCCAACACUCUAUUAUCUUGCAAAUACCAAUGAUAAGUCAUUAGUUUGCGAGUGACCAAUCAGAGAAUAGAUAAGUGUUUGGUGUUUCGAAGCGGAGUUCCGGAUCGCGCAAUGUUCAGUGUGAGUUGAUAGAGGAGGAAGUUUAUCUCGAGUGAGUGUACUGGAAUUUUCGGGAGCUGAGUUAAUAUCCUCUGAAACGUAGCUAACUCAGUUUCAAAAGUUAGUUUACAACGAUUACGAUCGACGGAGGCACAUAAUUUGACGACAAAAAAUCACGGACGAGGUCUUUGCAAGUACAUUACUAUUCAGCUUAUCUGUGUCCUGCCAAGGCCUUGUCUAGUGAAAACCUUGCUUGAUAUAAUUCAUUGUGCAGAAUAGCAUGCCGAAGGAGAUGAUAAAUGGAUCUUCUGUGGAUUCUCUAGUACUCAACAAAAUUCAAAAGCCCAAGAAAGUUGUUCCCUCUUUGCAUCAAAACUCUACAUCCAGUAACACAGCAAAACAGAAGAAUACAGAUCUCUUUCUCGGAAGUGACCACAAUCCAAGUCUGAUCAAGAGCUCAGAAGGUUUAUUUGUGUUGGAGAACGGCAAUGGAGUGGACUCCUCUAAUGGAACACCACUUGUACUGCGGAAAGAUCGGCUAGUUCAAGAAAUAGAAAACAGUCUUGCAGAAAUAGAGGAUCAUUAUUCUAGCACCAGUAAGCUAGAAGAGGAGAGGUCUGUUGUUGAAAUGGAAAGGAAUUCUUUACUGAAAGACAUUGAAGAAACAAUAACAGAAAUCCAGAAUCAUGUGCUUAAUUCUUCAGAUCUGGCACUUGAGAAGGGCGCUUUACAAGAAGAGUGUGAUGGUCUUCGUGGCCAAGUGGAUCACUUAAAGACAAUGCUAGAUAAUUCAGAUGAUGUUGAAAAUGGUGAGGAGAUUGAUGGUCUGUAUCCUCUAUCCAAAAAACUGAAGCAACAAAACAUGGCUUUGAAAGCCGAGAUUGACAAGUUGACUUUAGAGAAUGAGAACUUAAGGAGUAAGGAACAGAAUGCUGAUUGUGAUGGUGUUCCUUCAGAUUUAAUGACAAGAGAACUAGAACUGCUACAUGAUGAGAAUGCAAACUUGCAAAAACUGCUUCAAAUGGCUGAACAGUCAGAAGAUAAUAUGGCUAAGGAACUGACAACAUGCCACUCUAAGUUCACUGAAAUGCAGAAAUUAAAUGAGAGCUUGAAGAAGGAAACAAAACAGUUGAAAUCCUUGAAAGAGCAGCUGGAAUUAGACAGAGAAGACCUUGAAGAAGAAGUUGAAAGUUUGCAGAAAAGAUUGAAUGUGAGUGGAGAUCAAAAUGGAAAUUCUCUGAUGUUGAAGGUGAGGUACAAUGUAUGCAUUUGUACUCAUAGCUGCCAUGAAACUUAUUGUCAUUUUCAGAANUAUUUUAAAGUUCUGAAAUUAGUUAUCCGUCAGAAUAGCAUGCCGAAGGAGAUGAUAAAUGGAUCUUCUGUGGAUUCUCUAGUACUCAACAAAAUUCAAAAGCCCAAGAAAGUUGUUCCCUCUUUGCAUCAAAACUCUACAUCCAGUAACACAGCAAAACAGAAGAAUACAGAUCUCUUUCUCGGAAGUGACCACAAUCCAAGUCUGAUCAAGAGCUCAGAAGGUUUAUUUGUGUUGGAGAACGGCAAUGGAGUGGACUCCUCUAAUGGAACACCACUUGUACUGCGGAAAGAUCGGCUAGUUCAAGAAAUAGAAAACAGUCUUGCAGAAAUAGAGGAUCAUUAUUCUAGCACCAGUAAGCUAGAAGAGGAGAGGUCUGUUGUUGAAAUGGAAAGGAAUUCUUUACUGAAAGACAUUGAAGAAACAAUAACAGAAAUCCAGAAUCAUGUGCUUAAUUCUUCAGAUCUGGCACUUGAGAAGGGCGCUUUACAAGAAGAGUGUGAUGGUCUUCGUGGCCAAGUGGAUCACUUAAAGACAAUGCUAGAUAAUUCAGAUGAUGUUGAAAAUGGUGAGGAGAUUGAUGGUCUGUAUCCUCUAUCCAAAAAACUGAAGCAACAAAACAUGGCUUUGAAAGCCGAGAUUGACAAGUUGACUUUAGAGAAUGAGAACUUAAGGAGUAAGGAACAGAAUGCUGAUUGUGAUGGUGUUCCUUCAGAUUUAAUGACAAGAGAACUAGAACUGCUACAUGAUGAGAAUGCAAACUUGCAAAAACUGCUUCAAAUGGCUGAACAGUCAGAAGAUAAUAUGGCUAAGGAACUGACAACAUGCCACUCUAAGUUCACUGAAAUGCAGAAAUUAAAUGAGAGCUUGAAGAAGGAAACAAAACAGUUGAAAUCCUUGAAAGAGCAGCUGGAAUUAGACAGAGAAGACCUUGAAGAAGAAGUUGAAAGUUUGCAGAAAAGAUUGAAUGUGAGUGGAGAUCAAAAUGGAAAUUCUCUGAUGUUGAAGGUGAGAANACUUUUGAGAAAGAAUUUUGAGGAACAAAGAAAAGAGUUGUCCACAGCUUGUGAGAGUGAACAAAAAGAUAAGCAGAGACUACAAAGAGAAAUACAAGACAUGUCUGAGAGAUUGAAGUCCUCUGAGAAGGAGUUGAAUGCGGUACUGCAAUUGCAGACAAAUAAAGGAUCAGAACUGCAAAACUUGAGAAUUACAGUUGAUGAGAUGAGAAAAGAGCUAAUACUAACAAAGCAAAACUUGAGAGAGGCAGAAGAAGCAAAAACGACUGCACAGGAAAAGACUCAAAUGGCUGAAAAGGCUAUGGAGGACCUAGAGAAGUCAAAUGCUGUUUUUAAUGAUAUGGCUAUGGAGAAAUCGUUGGAGCUUUCUCGCAUGAAGAGAACUCUAGAAAAGAAGGUGGAAAAACUAACAAAAGAGAACAUGGAAAUGCGAAAGAAAUUUGGUCUCGAGGUACCAACGUCAACCAGGUCUCAAACUCCCCCCAGGUUAUCUCCGGUAGCUGUUCAUAAGCAGAAGAUCCCAAGUCUCGAUGUUAAUUUGGAACAUCUGUCUAAACCAUCCCAAAGAGAAAGAAACGAUGUACAGAGACAACCAAGGGAUCAAAACCCUUCAUCUCGAGUGAUAGCAAUGAAUGGACCAAUGUCAGAUAAAAGAUUAAGGCGAUCAAGUGUUGACAGUGAUUCCUCUAUUGGCCAUCAGAAUCUUGAGUCUGGUUAUGUAAAACCUCAACGUAACAAGGAGAUUCUGGAUUCUGCUCCAUCAGGCUACAGGGUCCUUGCCUCUGAUGUUUCCUCUGCUCCUCCAAAGCAGCAGUUUACAAGUUCUGUUGUACAUGUUAUGACAUCCCCAGGACGGGAUCAGAAUCAUUCCAAUUUCACUAAGGAAGAGUCUGGGUAUGACAGGGCAAGUUAUAAUCAUUGGAAAGAUGAUGAAAGGAACUGGGAAGAAAGACCAAUGGAGGAACAGAAGCUAGAAGAAAGAGAAAGGUAUUGCUGCAAUUAAUACAGUGUAUCACCUGUUGGUAGUUUAAUCUUUAGACAGUUGUUAAGUUGUAGAUCAAACAUGAAAUAUCAUAUUUAAUCACAUUUCCAAACACUGAGAAGAGAGUUGAAAAUACAAUGUGUAGCCAAAUAUUUUUGAUUAACUGCAAGGUUUUUGGAAAUGUGGUCAAACUCGGUCUUUCAUGUUUGAUAAGUGAGUUUGAGAAGUAUAUUUCUAACUAUGCUGCUUCAAGGCAAAUUAAUUUAUGGAGUCCUGACUCAUGUACAGCAUUAGCUAAUUUGUGCUACUUUCAUAACAGUAAUUGACCAUUUUAGGUUUACUGAUUAAACUGUGAGUUCUUUUGCUAGUCAUCACAGUAAAAUUUAUUUCAUAUUGUUCUGAGAGUCUUGAUGUACAUCAAGUUUCUUCCUUUUAUUUAUGGCUUCUUUCUGAUCAAUGUAAGAACACAAGUACAUUGCUCUUUAGCAUUUGGGGUUUACAUUAGAUGUUAUUUCACACAUUUAUAUACUCUGUUUUUUAACAAUGCUCUUGCUUAAUAAUGCUGUUGUCUUAUAAACUGUUAAAGUAUUGCUCACUGCUAAAAAAAGCUUUUCUUGAAACCCUCAAAUCACUUGGCACCACUAGUAAUCUGAGGCUAAACAUGCGCAAUCAGAUGCUGCAACUUAUCGCCUUUCGGUGUACAUGUAGGUGCAGAGUUAUUGGCAAAUUCCUGCGGUCAAAUUACCUUAUACGUGUAAUGCAGAUUAGGUAUGUACAUCACAAAAUAUCCUCAUCGUCAUCAUCAUCGUCACCAUCAUUAUCAUCAUCUGCAUUUACAUUCUGGCUCUUAAUGCACCAAGCAUUCACUGCACUUAAUUUGACUAGCUUGAGCUCUUGAUGUGUGGCAUUGUCUUGUGUAGUUUGACUGAGCCAUAAAGAUGCUUUGUGCUGCACUUACACUAUACCUUAGUUACAAAAAGAAAGCUUCUCUGGAAUAGUUUGAUGUAGCUUGGCUCAGCAACUGCAUUCCUUUGAAAGAGAUGUCUGAGUAAUAUAUCAGCAAUGUUUUAUUACUCAGAUCAGAGUAGUGUCAUACUGGUAAUAAUUAUUGGGAAGUGGAGUGUGGUGUUAUGAAUGGCUAUGUAGUUGUGAUCUUAGGCAAAGUUAAGCAGGGUUAAGCAAGUG
This is a messenger RNA of Orbicella faveolata, 4632 nucleotides long. RefSeq lists its product as uncharacterized. The record is from RefSeq and is a predicted model, not a curated record. Lineage: Eukaryota; Metazoa; Cnidaria; Anthozoa; Scleractinia; Merulinidae.